GAGAGCGAGAGAGAGUGUUCAAAUAAAUCCUUACCACAUUAUGAUUAGAGCGCACAAGUCCUGCCUCUGAUAUGAGUGCAGAAGGAACCAGGAUUACAACUACACUAAUCUGAGAAGCACAACUGCACACUGAACCGACCAUGUAACCCCACCAAACCAUCAGGGGUCAGGGAACAACUACUAAACGGGCACAAUCGACACUUACAACUUCCCUUAAUGAUAAGAAUCAACAAGCUACAAGUACAAAAUACUACAACCUAAAGAAAGCGGAGACAAAAAUAUCUACUGGCUGAGAAGCCACUACUAAAAAGAGAAGAUCUGUCUGCCGGCCACAGCCACCUGUUCAUACGGGCACAGGCAACCACCAGUAUUCGGAAAAAUCUGUGGCUUUUAUUGGAAUGAAGACUUCAUGCACCGGACACACAAGCCAGAGACAAGUAAAUAAGGAAUUUAUUCUGGACAUAUUUGAUGGGAUCCACAUCUAAGAGAUGUGUCCAACUAACCAGUGACCUUCUUGGACAAGGACGCUAUAUGCUCCUCGACCGGACAGUUGUGGAUAAGCAUCUCAUCUCUCGCCAUUCUCCUCUGUCAUCUACUUUCCCUCCGUCUCUCCGCGCACCUCCUCGCCUCUCCCUCCCUCCAGCCAUCCAUCCCACCCUCCCCUCACGGACGACGAUGUGACCUUCUGCCAAACUGCUAGAGACCAUGCCACCAUCGCAGUGGGAUCUUCUGUCUACACUGAAAUAGACUCGAACGACAGCCGAAAGGAAAGAAAGAGAGAGAGAGAAAAUAAGGAAAAAAAUCACGGAGGAGUCGAAAUGUGCUGUCGGAAGUCCGGGCUGCAUGUGGUUUGCCAAAGCAGGCAGUAGGCUGAGACUGAGAUGGGCGUUCAUCUAGGGUGUCUCAGCGACACACUGUGGCUGCCGUUGCUGCUGCUGUUGUCCGUCAGCUCCGCCCCCCAUUGCCAGGGCCGACCGUUUGGGAUGGUUGACUCCACCGUGAACGUGGCGGUGGUCUUCAGUGGCUCCACCUACCAGAUGGAGAUCAAAGGGCGACUGAGUCGAGAGAACUUCAUGGACCUGCCGCUGGAGGUGAACCCCAUUACCGUGCUGGUGAACAACACUAACCCGCGCACCCUACUGACACGCAUCUGCGACACGCUGGCUGCUAACAGGGUGCACGGAGUGGUCUUUGAAGAUAACAUUGGGUCGGAGGCAGUGGCUCAGAUCCUGGACUUCAUCUCCACGCAGACGGCGGUGCCCAUAUUGGGCAUCAGUGGAGGGUCCGCUGUGGUCUUACCGCACAAGGGUGACGGCUCUACCUUUCUUCAGCUGGGUGCCUCCAUUGGGCAGCAGAUCAGUGGCAUGUUUAAAAUGAUGGAGGAGUACAACUGGGACAGUUUUGUGGUGGUGACCAGUUUGUACCCAGGCUACGACAGCUACGUGGACCACAUCCGCGCCUUUAUCGAUACGUCCUAUUUCCUCUGGGAGAUGCAGGACGUCUUAACGUUCGACAUGUCCGCGGACGGCAUGAACGACCUCCGUGCCCGAAGGUUACUUCAGCAGAUCGAUGCCCAGGUGAUUCUGGCAUACUGCUCUCACGAUGAGGCCCAAUACCUGUUCACUCUAGCCAGGGAAGCGGGUUUGGCCGGUCCAGGGUAUAUCUGGUUUAUUCCCAGCCUGGCAGUGGGAAACCCCAAUUUACCUCCACCAGACAGUUUUCCCGUUGGAUUGAUUAGCAUUAUCACAGAUCGCUGGAAGAUGAGCUUGAGGAACAGGGUCAGGGAUGGCGUAGCCAUUGUCGUAAAAGGAGUGGAGAGCUUCCGCAAGCAAAGGGGGUUUAUUCCCGACGGACACAUGGAUUGUCAGAGUACAGUUCGGCCGUCUACCAACGAAACCCUCUAUAGGUACAUGCUGAAUGUGUCCUGGGAGAACACAGACUUUUCCUUCAACAAUGAUGGAUAUCUGGUCAAUCCUACCAUGAUUAUAAUCACUCUGGACCGGGGCAGACAGUGGGAUAAGGUGGGAAAUUACGAGUUUGGUAUACUGCAAACGAGAUACCCCGUCUGGCCGCGUUACGGGUCCUACCUGGAGCCUGUGUCAGAUAACCGUCACUUAACAGUAGCCACGCUGGAGGAAAGGCCUUUUGUAAUCGUUGAAGCCGUGGAUCCAGUUACUGGCACCUGCCUGAGCAACACUGUCCCCUGUAGACGCCAAUCAAACAAGACAGAAACGAUUGUUGGACAUACUGAGCCCUACACCAAACUUUGCUGCAAAGGUUUCUGCAUAGACAUUUUGAAGAAGCUCUCGCGUAACAUCAAAUUCUCCUAUGACCUCUACCUGGUCACCAAUGGUAAACAUGGUAAACUGGUACGUGGGAUCUGGAACGGUAUGAUCGGAGAGGUGUUUUAUAGGAGAGCGGACAUGGCCAUCGGCUCUCUCACUAUAAACGAGGAGCGAUCCGAGAUCAUUGACUUCUCUGUGCCAUUUGUGGAGACUGGAAUUAGUGUGAUGGUGGCCAGGAGCAAUGGAACCGUUUCUCCAUCUGCUUUCCUGGAGCCAUACAGUCCGGCCGUGUGGGUGAUGAUGUUCGUCAUGUGUCUUACUGUAGUCGCCGUGACUGUGUUUGUAUUCGAAUACUUCAGCCCUGUGGGCUACAACCGCAGUCUGGUUAGUGCCAAAGAUCCAGGUGGGCCGACAUUCACCAUUGGAAAGUCAGUCUGGCUGCUUUGGGGGAUCGUCUUUAACAACUCUGUGCCCAUUGAAAACCCCAAAGGCACCACCAGCAAGAUCAUGGUGCUGGUGUGGGCUUUCUUUGCCGUGAUCUUCCUGGCCAGCUACACCGCUAACCUUGCUGCCUUCAUGAUCCAGGAACAGUACAUCGACACCGUGUCCGGGCUGAGUGACAAAAAAUUUCAGAGACCGCAAGACCAGUACCCUCCGUUCCGGUUCGGUACGGUGCCCAACGGCAGCACGGAACGAAACAUUCGCAGCAAUUAUCCAGAGAUGCAUUCGCACAUGGUGAAGUACAACCAGAAAGGUGUGGAAGAUGCCCUCAACAGCCUCAAAACAGGGAAGCUGGAUGCUUUUAUAUAUGAUGCAGCUGUGCUGAACUACAUGGCUGGUAAAGAUGAAGGCUGUAAACUUGUGACUAUCGGUAGUGGGAAAGUAUUCGCUACUACAGGUUAUGGUAUCGCCCUUCAGAAAGAGUCUCGCUGGAAGCGACCCAUUGAUCUGGCUCUUCUUCAGUUCCUCGCUGAUGGUGACACUCAGAAGCUUCAGACCGUGUGGUUGACUGGCAUCUGUCGUAAUGAGAAGAAAGAGGUGAUGAGCUCUAAACUCGACAUAGACAACAUGGCCGGGGUGUUUUACAUGCUUCUGGUGGCCAUGGGUCUCAGUCUGCUGGUGUUUGCCUGGGAACAUCUGCUUUACUGGAAACUACGACAUUCUGUCCGCAAGUCUGACCGCUUGGACUGCUUACUAGCCAUCAGCAGGGGAAUCUACAGCUGUUUUAAUGGUGUAGAGGACAUGGACCGUAAAGGGAACAUGCAGAACCCAGAUGUCACCACCAGCUACACUCAGGCUAACAUGCUGAAAAUGCUCCAGACAGCUAAAGACAUCGUCUCAUCUGCCAGAGUGGAAAACUCUUUGGACAACGCCACCAAGACCAUUGAGAACUGGAGUCGACGUGAUCCAGAGGCGGCAAGACCUACUCUUCCCACCUGCCUCAUAGGAACUGAUUUCAGCCACAGUCGCCUACCCUUCAUUUCCAGUGUCACAGACAAUCAUUCACCUUACCAACAAAAUGUGGAGAGCACCACCCAGCAUCUCCUGGAAAAGCCUCACACGAGCACACGUCCUACCUCACUGCGCUACACCCUUCCGGCACGAACCAGCCAACACCACAUCUAUGAACGAACGCUACCCAUAUCCAGCCUCAGCAGUCCACAUAUUGCCAUGAGAGACCCGCCUCCUCCUACAGCUCCCAAACCCCAUGUGUACGUGGAUCCAUCCUGUCACCCUCGCUACAUCUCUUACCGUGACUUUCAGGUACCUGACAUCUUCGUAGAGCACCAGGAAACUCCCGUAAGCCAUAAACCGUACAUGGCAGGUCUUGGUCGAAAUAAAAGGUCCCACAGCUACGUGGCAGCAUCUCCUGAAACUCGACGUAGGGACGAUUACGACGUCCCUCAGUCUUGCCUGGCCGAGCUUAAAAGUGAUCAUCUCCUGGAAAACCAUUCCCAUACCACACCCUGCAUGAGAAGUCAAUACCAGAGACCCAUUUCAAGCUGCAACGCCUGCACAAAGCUGUAUAUAGAACCGGACACGGAUGACAUUCCUCUUCUUGGGAAGGAUAAAGUCAACCGCCGCGCCUCUUUUCUCAGGGCCACGUGGGGCGGCGAUCGGAUCGGGCAGAUUGACGAGAAGCCCAGCACUUCGGCAUCCUCUAGCAGUUGCAUCAACAUGCCGGACCUUUUCCCAAGAGUUUUAGUUACGAAUCCCAAACCCUCAAAGACGUACGGGAGUGUCGGUAACAGUCGUCGUUACAACGUGCCGGCGGAACCCGCCUAUCUGGACCCGGCCCACAUGGGCUCCUAUCCUUACAAGCCCCAAAAGCUCAAAUAUUCAAAGUCCAUCCGUCUUCCGUCAUACCGGGAGGCACUAAUACAGAACACAGCAUCCCUGCGUCGUUCCACUUCCACACUGGUGCACGGACACUAUUCGACAUACCUGAACUCGUACACGGACAUGCCUAUGUACCUGGGGCCUCUACCACAGGGGCCUGCCCAUUUCCACGACCACUCCAAAGACAUGUGCCACCUGUUUCCCUGCGCCAGCCAUUGCCCGGAUAAUGCUGCUCUGGUUCACCGGUUAGGCAGCAGACACACGGUGUACCAGAGCACAGGUUUCGGAGGCUACGAGGGGGCCGGGCGUUUACCCCAGCAGUCGCUACACACUUUGCCGGUGUCUUCUGUGUGUAGGGACCGUAGGCAGGUUCUAGUUGCACGGAAUGUACACAGUCCCUUCGCUCCAAGGCCCUGGAGGAGGGUGUCCAGCCUGGAGUCAGAGGUGUGAAGUCUUUUUUAGGCUUUGUGGGAGAAACAUUGCUAAACCGAAUCAAGCAAAAAAUCUUAAGGUGGACUAACAGUGGUGGUAAACUCAGUGCAAUAAUACAACAAGACUGCAGGGAUGAGGUGGGGGGAUGUAUAAGUGAUUACUGUGGAGAUAAGUAUAAUGAAAAAACUAAAAGUUAAAAUAUUUAAUAGUUCUUAAUAUAUAAUCUAUUGAUUGUUUAACUGUUUUAAAAUGCCAUUAUACCCAUUAUAUUAAUUCUCUGCGAUCAAUCGGAUAUACAGUAGCAUGUUUUAUGGCAGCUUUAAUCCUGAAGGGUUAAAUUUAAAAUCUGUUGUUUUUUUCACCAUUUUAAAUCUACACCCCACCAAACUUGGGGAAUUUUAUAAUGUAGGUACACAAAAAUGUCUUCCAGGAAUUUUAUAAAACCAAGGGUUUGAGAAAGCCAUCAAAUUUUGUCACUACACGAAAUGUAAUACAGUUCUGAUUAGACAUACAAAAUGCAGUUUCACAGCUAUUUUACCGUUUAAUAAAUGAUGGGAUGACUUGACGGCAAGUUGAAAGUUUCUUGUGGUUGAGUAGGUAUAGCUGCGCACAGUGGCGGCCGGUGACUCCGUUAUCGAGGACACACGAUCCGAAACUCGUCACAUCAUGUAUGUAGCCCAGAGGCUCAUCAUUUCAAAAUAUGUGUUCACUGCGUCAUAUAAGCUUAUGUGCAUCAUGUGUGAUGUCAAAAUACGAGCCUGCUGCAGACGCAUCUAAAGGGUUUAUGAAAGAAGAGACGCCAAAUACUCGCUUAAUCUCAUGUGUAAUCAGAGUUUAGUGUUAAGUUAAUGUCUUUCAAGUAUUUUGUGAACACAAGUGUCUCUUUUAUCAUAAAUCCUUUAGAGGCUGUUUACACUUGGCAUUAACAUGCGUUUUCGUCGAUCGGAUCACAAGUGGACGACGUUAAUGCCAGGUGUAAACGGUGUUCAAAACGUUUUGAACGCGUCCACUUUCGACCACUUUCAACCACAUCCAGAGGUAGUCGAAACCACUUUUGAUCGGAUCGCUUUGGAGCUGCGGAACGCAAUGUGGUUGAAUGUGUUCGAACAGCCACACGCGACCGCCUUCUCUCCGCCCAUUUAUCUAAUCUGAGGUAUUAAACACAAAUUUUACGUCUUUUUUUGACUUCUGGCUUGAACAUACGGUGAACAGCGCUAUUUUUAGCCUUUCAUUGAUAAAACUACUGUGGGUGUUCGCCGUAGUUUCGUUUUGAAAGCGUGAAAGUUGCGCGAUCCUAUUUCAUCAAUUGCGCUGAAAAUUCAGAGAAAGCUCUAACAUAUACACGUACAAAACACUGUGCAGCAUGUUUACUUGCUAAACAAGCAGCGGACUCCGACAUAAUAUUAGUUUGCGUCCAUAUAAACUCAUCAUUACUCCCUCUCGAGUUUGAAUGACAGCAGAGAGACUCGCCCACCGUCUCACAGACCACCCCCUCACAGUAUUCAGGACAGAAGGGGUCGAAAGUGGACAAAAGAGAUGGAUUUAAAUACCAGGUGUAAACGUGAUGUGUCUCUCUCGUCCACUUGUGAUCCGAUCGAUGAAAACACAUCUUAAUACCAAGUGUAAACAGCCCCUUAGACGCAUGUGCAGCAGGCACAUAUUUUGAAUUGCGCCCCUCGGAAGGGAAGUCACCAGCCACCACUGGCUUCACUUUUAAGUCAUUGAUCAUGUGGUUGCAUUAAACCCCACAUGUGUGAUAUAAGCAGAUCAGACAUCUAGAGAUGAUGUCCCUAAAGGCUCUUAGUGGUCUCUGUUAAUGGAAGGUGCUCUUGUUUCCUUUGAAGCCACUGAAUGAGUUCUCUCUUAAAGGAUUUUGAGAAAGUGAAAUGGUAAAAUUAUUUUGGCCAGGACAAAUAAUGACCUUAGUUUUUAAUAAAUGUGUGAAAAUGGUUGCAAAUCCCCACCAAAGUGAACGUUGAGGUUAGAAGUAAUCAGUCUGAAAUCUCAUUCAUUUCACAUUGUAAUGAACUGUUAUGCAGUGGUUGGUGAACUUUAUUAAAGACAUUCAUUUUUACUAUUAUGCAUUUGGCAGACGCUUCUAUCCAAAGCGACUUACGGUGCAUUCUAGUUUUAUCAGUAUGUGUGUUUUAUUGAAUCAAACUUACAGUAUGACCUUUUGCGCUGCUAACACAAUACUCUACCAUUUGACCUACAGAGCAUUCACUGAAACACUCUUGCGGCAUUACAAUAUAUAAAGUUUUCACAUUUAACCUAUUUGGUUGGGUUGGCUCAACCUAAAAUGCUGGGUUGUUUUAAAGAGGACUUUUUUACAAGACUUUAAGAUAAAUAAAAUA
Messenger RNA from Paramisgurnus dabryanus, 7411 nucleotides. The record is from RefSeq and is a predicted model, not a curated record. Lineage: Eukaryota; Metazoa; Chordata; Actinopteri; Cypriniformes; Cobitidae.